GUACGACCAGGCUCUGGAGUACCACGGUCAGGCGCUGGUGCUGAUCCCCCAGCACGCCUCCACCUACGCAGCUAUAGGAUAUGUCCACAGCCUCAUGGGAGACUUUGAGAGUGCCAUCGACUACUUCCAUACAGCGCUUGGACUGAAACGAGAUGACACGUUUUCCGUGACGAUGCUUGGCCACUGCAUCGACAUGUACAUUGGUGAAACAGAUGCCUACGAAGGUACCGACAUCGGCGACAAGGUGCGAGGAAGCGCCAACACGCAGACGCUGAUGAAGGCGCUCAACGCGACGGAGCUCACGGAAACGUUGGCCUCGCUGUGGCUGGAGGACGUUAGCAGCACCAUGAUGGGGGAGACGCCGUUAUCCCACCAGGACAAGAUGGUCCUUGACGUGCCCCUGCGGCUGUCCCUGACGCUGGAAUGCGACACGUACGAAAGCGACGUCAUGUUGGACACCCUGUCUGACACCAGCAUGUGAUUUCGAAGCAACAAGGUUGUCAUGGAGACGACACAACCAAGAGUGGAAGGCAACUUAGCAUGUGCCUUUGUUUGGGGGUCUAAAAUGAGAUCUGGACUUAAAUACUAGGCCUCGGAAAGAUGCUUGAUUGUUUGGAGCUAACACAAUCUUAACCUCAAAACUUCAAAAACUGUCGGCACUUUUUUUUUUUUUCAAUGCUUUUCCUCUCAGCAGUACCUGCGGAUUUUUCAUCAAGACGUCAGAGCCGCAACCGUAGACAAAAGUGCAAGGAAGUCCAUUCAAUAAAUCAUGCAUUUGUCUUGAAA
Messenger RNA from Hippocampus comes (tiger tail seahorse), 786 nucleotides. Its product is annotated as cell division cycle protein 16 homolog. Bases 95 to 481 code for a protein of 128 amino acids. NCBI's taxonomy places the organism in Eukaryota, Metazoa, Chordata, Actinopteri, Syngnathiformes, Syngnathidae. Gene Ontology annotation, molecular function: protein binding. The transcript has 3 exons. The record is from RefSeq and is a predicted model, not a curated record.